AUGUCCCAUUCUAUUGGGAGAACAUCUUUUCAUACAAGUUAUAAUGAUGAAGCUGAAACACAUCAAGACUAUGGACAGCAAAUCGCUCAGACUGGGGAACAAAAUGCUCCAGUUGAAACUGCUCCAGUUCAUGGGAUAGAGAAUCCAGAUUUGGAGAACUUGUCACAUCCUAAACGAAGGAAAUUGAAUUCAAAGGUUUGGAAGGAUUUUACAAAAUAUAAAGAAGAUGGAAAAGAAUGGGCAAUAUGUAAACAUUGUGAAAGAAAGUUUGAUGGUUCAAGUAAGAAAGGAACCACACAUUUGAAAAAUCAUUUAGAAAGAUGCCAAAGUAAAAGAAAUCCAAUUGGAGGAGCAGAUAAAUCAAUGGUUGGAGAAGCAGUGAUCGGUCAAGAAUUGGUUCAUUUGGAUCGGGUAGAGAACAUAAUUAAAUAUGCGUUCUCUUCACUUAAUCCCAUAAGGGUUGAGGUACUCCAUAUUUACGAAGAGGAGAAAGAAAAACUUGGCAAAUGUUUAGUUAACCUGCCAUGUCGUUUUAGUUUAAAAAUUGAACCAUUUGAUAAAUUUGAGGGUAUUAUGACAGUACUCCACUUUAUUGAUGAUAGUUGGAGAUUGAAGAAAAAGGUUAUUAAUUUUUCUUAUGAUAAACGUGAUAGGAAUUUCUUGAUACUGAAAGGUUUGCUUUUGGAUUUGAACAUCGAUAAGGAUAUGUGCUCUAUGGUAACAAGUAUUGAAGAAGGGGAUUGGGAACUUACCAAGAUAAACAAAUGGCUUGAUAAACGAAGUUCACUUCCUUUUGCUGGAAAGUUACCAUCCAUUAGUCGGUUAAUCGAUAAUCUGCGGAUUGAGAACGGACCAGAGUGGACAGAGGACUUGCUUGAAAAGAUAAAAAAGUCUUUUCGGUAUGUCUUUGGGACACCAUCAAAUGAAGGAAAAUUUCGUGGUGCAUUCGACAAAAUUAAAUCCACGGGCGUUACAAUGACUUCUUUUCAAACCAUAAAUCCUUGUAUGUGGAUUUGUAAAGAUUUCAAAAUGAUUGAGAGAGCACUUGGACUUAAAAAAGUGUUUUCUGAGUUGGAGCAAAUUGAUGCUGAUUUCAAGUUAGUAAAUUUAACAAAGGAGGAAUGGGAAAAGGCAACCGUGGCAUUUGAGUAUGCGAAACUGUUAAAAGAAGCUGCUGAUAGCUUGUCGGAGAGCAAAUAUACCACUCUAAAUGUGUACUUCCCAAAGUUGUGUGACCUAUUUAUGAGACUGCUUCAAUGGGAAAAAAGUGACAAUUGUUAUGUUUCUCAAUUAGCAUCAUCUAUGAGAGACAAAUACUUUGACAACUACUGGAGCAGUUGUAAAUUGGCUUUAGUGAUUGCGAUAGUUCUUGAUCCACGAUUCAAAUUGGAUAUUGUAGAGUGCUGGUACAAGGAGAUCUAUGGCGAUGAUGAAGCCAAGAGACACUUUAAGGAGAUCACUGAUGAUGUUAAAACUGUUUACUAUAAAUAUGCAAAGGGUCCUAGAAUGUUAGAUGCCAUGGGGAGGCCAUGCUCAUCUUCACAAAAUACAUCUGCGCAGCAAGAACUUGAUCACUAUUUAAAGGAACCUAAAUUUCCAUCCGUUGAAGAGUUUGAUAUACUAGCUUGGUGGUGCGACAACUCUACAAAGUUUUUAACACUCGCAAGGAUGGCAAGUGAUUUCUUAGCAAUACCUAUUUCUAAUACUGGGAUUGCAGAUUCUUCUAGCUUGAAGAUUGAAUUUCAAAAUAUUUUUUAUUGUGAGGGUCUUGAUGUUGAGAUUAGAAAUGCUUUGAUAUGCACAAAAAGUUGGUUGGAAAGCCCUCAAAAGGAUUGA
Pistacia vera is the source of this 1836-nucleotide messenger RNA. RefSeq names its product zinc finger BED domain-containing protein RICESLEEPER 2-like. The record is from RefSeq and is a predicted model, not a curated record. Bases 1 to 1836 code for a protein of 611 amino acids. Gene Ontology annotation, molecular function: DNA binding; protein dimerization activity. Lineage: Eukaryota; Viridiplantae; Streptophyta; Magnoliopsida; Sapindales; Anacardiaceae. The transcript has 2 exons.